CGUGUUUAGGGGCUAAUGUGGGCCUGGAGUCUUAUUAGAGUCCUGCUCGUGCAGGACAGUAAGCGUGCGUGUGACUUGCGUGUUUUAUCCUCUCUGAAGGGAAGAGGAUUUAGUGCUCAGACUCCUCGGCAGCACGAUGUAUGCGGCUUCAUUCUGGCCAGCGUCUGUGUCUGCAGCGCUGUGAUUGGGGCGAGAAGGUCACGCACACUGGCACUCCUCCGCAGGGCUCUAACUGAUACACGGUGCCUUAUUUCCCAGAGCCGAAGGGCCUACAGGAUAUUACCCGUCUCUUCCACGAUGCCCCACGCUAAACCUCAGGAUAUGGGCUCUGCCUUCAUCCAGACACAGCAGCUCAACGCUGCCAUGGCCGACACCUUCCUGGAGCACCUGUGUCUGCUGGACAUCGACUCUGAGCCCACCAUCGCUCGUAACACUGGAAUCAUCUGCACCAUCGGACCGGCCUCUCGCUCUGUGGAAAUACUGAAGGAGAUGAUCAAGUCUGGCAUGAACAUCGCUCGCCUCAACUUCUCUCACGGCUCACACGAGUAUCAUGGUGAAACUAUUAAAAAUGUACGUGAAGCUUGUGCCAGCUUUGAGCCGGGCAGCAUCCAGUACAGGCCAGUGGGCAUCGCUCUGGACACCAAGGGACCAGAAAUCCGAACCGGACUCAUUAAAGGGAGCGGCACGGCUGAGGUCGAGCUGAAGAAGGGAAAUAAGAUCAAAGUGACCUUAGACGAUUCUUUCAUGGAGAACUGCGAUGAGGAAACACUCUGGCUGGACUACAAGAACAUCACCAAUGUGGUUGAAGUGGGCAGCAAGGUCUAUAUUGAUGAUGGACUCAUUUCUCUCCAGGUCCAGGAGAUCGGCUCUGACUAUCUGGUGUGUGAAAUUGAGAAUGGAGGAACUCUGGGCAGUAAGAAGGGUGUCAAUCUGCCGGGUGCCGCAGUCGACCUGCCUGCCGUGUCAGAGAAAGACAUUAAGGACCUGCAGUUUGGCGUGGCGAUGGGAGUCGACAUGAUCUUUGCCUCCUUCAUCCGUAAGGCGUCUGAUGUGCACGAGGUGCGUAAAGUGCUGGGAGAGAAGGGCAAGAACAUCAAGAUCAUCAGCAAGCUGGAGAACCACGAGGGUGUGCGCAGAUUUGAUGAGAUCAUGGAGGCCAGUGAUGGCAUCAUGGUCGCUCGAGGAGACCUGGGUAUCGAAAUCCCCACAGAAAAGGUGUUUCUGGCCCAGAAGAUGAUGAUUGGUCGCUGCAACAAAGCAGGAAAGCCAAUCAUCUGUGCCACACAGAUGUUAGAGAGCAUGAUCAAGAAGCCUCGCCCCACGCGUGCCGAGGGCAGCGACGUGGCCAACGCCGUUCUGGAUGGAGCCGACUGCAUCAUGCUGAGUGGAGAGACCGCAAAGGGAGACUAUCCUCUGGAGGCCGUACGCACCCAGCACAUGAUCGCUCGCGAGGCAGAGGCGGCCAUGUUCCACCGGCAGGUGUUUGAGGACCUGCGUCGCUGUUUGCCCCCUUCCACUGACCCCGCCGAGGCCAUCGCCAUUGGCGCUGUGGAGGCCUCCUUUAAAAUCCUGGCCUCUGCGUUUAUAGUCCUCACUGGGUCCGGCAGGUCCGCUCAUCUGAUCUCCCGGUACCGCCCGCGUGCCCCAAUCAUCGCCGUGACCCGUAACGAGCAGACGGCCCGACAGGCUCAUCUGUUCCGCGGCAUCUUCCCCGUGCUCUACAACAAGACUUCCAACGACGUGUGGGCCGAGGAUGUGGACCUGAGGGUCAAUUUUGCCAUGGAUGUUGGUAAGGCUCGUGGAUUCUUCAAGCCCGGUGAUGUGGUGAUCGUCCUGACCGGCUGGCGUCCAGGAUCCGGUUACACCAACACCAUGCGCGUCGUCCCAGUGCAGUAAGCUGGACGGGACCGUGACGCACUCCUCUGCUGUUCAUACAUCACUCCCUUCCCUCCCGACUCCCGCAGGCUUUCAGACCGGUGACCUGAUGUCGUCAUCUUCAUCACACGUGCCUGGCUCCUCCCACAGGCCAGUGGACCACCAUCACUUAGACGUUUAUUCUCACUGCUUUCAUUUCCUUUUCAGUCUCAACCAUAAUCUCACACACAUUUAUCCAGAGCUGUCUGUCUGCAUGCCCGUGAAGCACAGACGGGUCGUGAGUCCCGAGCAAACACCUUUGCCCUCGAACAAACAGCAGCUUCCUGAAACGAGCGUGUAACUCUCUUUUAUUUGUAGUGUUAGUCUGUCAUGUGCUUUUGUGUUCACACUCCUAAUGAUGUUACAUUCUGUGUUGCACUUGUCCAUGACACCGUUUGAUUUGGGACGAGGCGACCAAUGUGCUAUAUAUUUUUUGAAAUGUUAACAUUGGGAUGUCCACGUCCGGCUCAUUUCAUUGUUUUAUUGGAGUAAGAGAACGGUAGAGUUUCUGAGAGAUGAAUAUCGAUUGAGCAGCGUCGGUCACAUUCCCAGCAUCCAUCUCUCCUGUUCUUCCCCUCAUGAUGCACUUGUUUGUCUCUGCUGCUCCUGAAUGUGUGUGAGAGUGAGUGUGAGCGUGUCUGUGUGUUCAGAUCUACCUGCUUUGUGUCGCUAGGGUGCCAGAUGUACUUAUAACUGUAAGAGUAAACUAUAGUAUCAUUCUGAAGUGUUGUAUUAUUCAAGACUGAAUUAAUAAAGGAGACGAGCACCUG
Onychostoma macrolepis is the source of this 2684-nucleotide messenger RNA. It is a transcript of the gene pkma, whose product is annotated as pyruvate kinase M1/2a. Gene Ontology annotation, cellular component: cytoplasm. The transcript is spliced from 11 exons. The record is from RefSeq and is a predicted model, not a curated record. The coding region runs from base 16 to 1896 and encodes 626 amino acids. NCBI's taxonomy places the organism in Eukaryota, Metazoa, Chordata, Actinopteri, Cypriniformes, Cyprinidae. Gene Ontology annotation, molecular function: magnesium ion binding; potassium ion binding; pyruvate kinase activity. Gene Ontology annotation, biological process: glycolytic process.